Messenger RNA from Linum tenue, 333 nucleotides. The record is from the annotation of a GenBank genome assembly. NCBI's taxonomy places the organism in Eukaryota, Viridiplantae, Streptophyta, Magnoliopsida, Malpighiales, Linaceae.
AUGGUGAUGAUCGGCAAUGCGCUUGGGGGUAGUGUUCAGCUGAAGGCGCAUUGUAGGUCGAGGGACGACGACCUUGGGGUUAGGGUGUUAGGACCUGGACAAGAAUUCCAUUUUAAGUUCUGGACAAGCUUUUUUUCAACAACCGUAUUUUAUUGUUCCUUUGAAUGGCCAGGUAGUGGUGGACUUCAUUGGUAUGAUGUCUAUGAUGAUGACAGGGAUUUCUGGGGUGGCAAGAAUUACAGAUGGGUUAUCAAACCCUUCGCAAUUUGUAAGUUUAAUGUGCCAACUAAGGAGUAUGAUAGGUGUAUGACUUGGAAGGAGAAGCAUAUGUGA